Seminavis robusta is the source of this 1066-nucleotide messenger RNA. Lineage: Eukaryota; Bacillariophyta; Bacillariophyceae; Naviculales; Naviculaceae. The record is from the annotation of a GenBank genome assembly.
CUCAACCGCUCGCACGACACCACUCCCACGCCCUCAUUUUUUAGCACUUGCCGUGUUCGCUCCUCGCUCGUCGACAAAAGCUUUCGCUCUGAGGCUUUCAAGUGAAGGAGAGACUCCACGAUGAACGUCGCAAACUGUCGAACCAUCGUGCCUAGAGUCGCUGGAUGAUCGCACGAGUUGGAGGCAAAUCGUCCAAGCAUCAGUCUCACAAUCUCUAAAACAGAAAACAAGAAAACCAAAAGCUACCCCAAAAAGCAAUCCAACCUCUACCAAUCAUCUCACUACUACCGCAUCACCAUGAAGCUCAACACCAAAAAGAUGACCCCACUGAGCAAAGCUUUCCCAGAUACUUUCAAAGAUACUCCUGAUAGUUGCCUCCUCCACGAGAACGAGAAUGUGCCCGUGGGCGGUGGUAAACCCCAGGACCACGAUUCGGAUGUUGGACUCACUACGGGAUGGUCUGCAAAGUUGGUCGUUACGCCCCUCAAAGCGUGCUCGAGGCACUCCUCGAAACAAGAACACUAUGUGACGUCGGACGAAUUGGAAGCUUUGGUAAAGGCUUUUGGCAGCGCAAAAAUUGAAAUCCGAGGUGACGAGGCAAAGGAUGAAGAGCAAGAAGAGGAGAGUAAUCUUUGCUCAACGACGACCGAAGUGAACAGGAAGACGAUUACAAGUACUACAAGUACUACUAGUACUGCCAGAACGAGCAAGAUGAGUGCCAAGAACACCAAAGCCACCGCAACUGGCAGCAAAACCUCGACAGCUUUGCCUGACAACGACGACGAGGGCAAAAGAUUGGGUCUCUAUUGGACGAAGGAACCGACCAGGAAGUCGAGGAAUGUUCCCGUGGAUGUGAAGCGCUCGUAUCGCAAUACCGAUGAAGACUCGGACGACGAGUAAGAAGCUACAACAUCUAAUCUACAGCACCACUGUGGAUGCGAUGUGUUCUGCACCAUCGAAUCGAAUCUUUUUACUCUGUGGGUUACUAGUAAUGGAAUCGAAUCGAAUCGUCAUAUUAGCAAGCCAUAGCUUAUACUUCAUCUCAUAUUAACAAUUUAUUUUCAUC